CCCGGCCCCCGCCCCCCAGAUCUCCAGAUGUGUCCCAGGCCAGCCGGGGCGGGCCUGCAGUCCUACGAUGGAGUCCAGGAGUCCCGGCGGCGUCGAGGGCGGAGGAGGAGGAAGAGACGCUGAUCACCGUGCCGACGCCGACGACGCCGACGCCGACGCCCAGCCCGGCGCGCCCACCCUGUCCAUGGAUCAGAUCCGAGUGGCGGCGAGGAGCAGCAACGAGUACACCGACGGACCCACGCUGGGGGCCCGCAGAGCCGGCACCCCCCCGGCCCCCGGCGCCCUGCCCGAGGGCCCCAUCGGGGCCUCACCGCCCGCGUCGGGGCCCGGGACCCCCGCCGAACCGGGCCCCCCCGGCCUCCCUCCCCCGGCGCGCCACUUCUCGUUGACCCCCUGCUCCUCCCCCACCACCACGGCCCCGGGCGGGAGACGGUCCUCCUCCCCCCCCCGCGGGGGGAGCCUCCCGCCGCUGCAAAGGCUCAUGGGUAACGACGAGACCAUCAGGACUCAGCCGAAGCGCGCCGCGCCCGUCGGCGGCGAGGAGCGGAAGCCCCUGACGGCCGUCGUCAUCGCCGGGGGGCCGCCGCACUCGCAGCGCUGCGCCGCAUGCGGCCGCUGCGCGUGCGGCGAGUGCACGCGGCCGCGGGCGCUGCCCACCUGCUGGGUGUGCGGCCGGCGCUGCGUGUGUUCGGCGCGGGGCGCGGCCGAGGUGGCCACGUGCGUGUGCCUCGUGCGCGGCCUCUUCUACCACUGCUCCAGCGACGACGAGGACACGUGCUCGGAGAAGCCCUUCUCGUGCACGCAGGCGCACUGCGCCGCCCGCUGGGCCGCCGUCGCCCUGCUGACGCUGCCGCUGCCCUGCAUCGCCUGCUACCCGCUGGCCCGGGGCUGCGCCGCCGGGGGCCAGCGCUGCUACGACGCCGCCGCCCGGCCCGGGUGCCGCUGCGAGGGCGGGGCGCGGCGGCGCAAGGGGGGCGGCGGCGGCGGCGGGAAGACGACGUAG
Gadus chalcogrammus (walleye pollock) is the source of this 1003-nucleotide messenger RNA. RefSeq names its product sprouty RTK signaling antagonist 2 (gene spry2). The record is from RefSeq and is a predicted model, not a curated record. The transcript has a single exon. Lineage: Eukaryota; Metazoa; Chordata; Actinopteri; Gadiformes; Gadidae. Gene Ontology annotation, cellular component: membrane; cytosol. The coding region runs from base 68 to 1003 and encodes 311 amino acids. Gene Ontology annotation, biological process: multicellular organism development; negative regulation of fibroblast growth factor receptor signaling pathway; negative regulation of Ras protein signal transduction.